CUAGCACAACGACGGAAACGGAAAUGAGCCAAACUUCCGAUGUAUCUGGGAAACCUGCGGCUUAACACGGUUAAAACGUACGAUAGUCGAGCUUAUUAAAGUAAACGUAAUCAGAAUUCCAAUAAAAACUAAAAAUAUGGCCCUUGAGUCCCGUGUCACCCAGGAGGAGAUAAAGAAGGAACCAGAAAAACCAAUCGACCGCGAAAAGACCUGUCCUCUCCUGCUGCGUGUUUUCACCACCAACAGUGGGCGACAUCACAGACCCGAUGAAUUUGCUCGUGGUAACGUCCCCUCCAGUGAACUGCAGAUCUACACAUGGAUGGAUGCUACUCUGAAGGAACUGACCGGUCUGGUCAAAGAAGUUUAUCCAGAGGCCAGGAAGAAAGGAACUCACUUCAGUUUUGCCAUUGUGUUUCCUGACCCAAGAGCGAAAGCAUAUAGAUUGAAAGACAUUGGCAGUACUGUAUCAGGCAGGAAAGGAGCAGACGACUCAAUGACACUACAGUCUCAGCGUUUCCAGAUCGGAGAUUAUCUGGACAUUGCAAUUACACCGCCCAAUAGAGCUCCACCUCUUGGCACACGCAUGCGGCCGUUUUAAACACAUUAAGCAUCCAACAUAAUUCCAGUAGUUUUUUUUUUUCCUCUGGUCUGCAACGUGUUAAUUUUUUUAAGAAUGUGACGUGAAAAUAAAAUGUUUUCCAUA
Molecule: messenger RNA, 703 nt
Organism: Cynoglossus semilaevis (tongue sole)
Lineage: Eukaryota; Metazoa; Chordata; Actinopteri; Pleuronectiformes; Cynoglossidae
Gene: sap18
Product: Sin3A-associated protein
Exons: 4
Coding region: 137-598 (153 amino acids)
Biological process (GO): negative regulation of DNA-templated transcription
Cellular component (GO): nucleus
Molecular function (GO): transcription corepressor activity; transcription factor binding
Source: RefSeq, a predicted model, not a curated record